Messenger RNA from Labrus bergylta (ballan wrasse), 1397 nucleotides. RefSeq lists its product as uncharacterized. Gene Ontology annotation, cellular component: Golgi membrane. NCBI's taxonomy places the organism in Eukaryota, Metazoa, Chordata, Actinopteri, Labriformes, Labridae. The record is from RefSeq and is a predicted model, not a curated record. Gene Ontology annotation, biological process: vesicle-mediated transport; protein secretion.
CUGGGGUCCUUAGCACACGGGUUUGUUUACAACCACGUCACCCGGAAAUGCAUCCCGGAGUGUCAAAAUGCAAGGACAGGAUUCCCAAGAUGCUCUCCUUUUCGGUGAGGAGGACGAUAACAUCGGUCAAACAAAGUCCAAACUAAGGCACCCACUGGCCUCAUUCUUCCACCUCUUCUUCCGAGCAAGUGCCAUCGUGGUGUACCUCCUGUGUGACAUCCUCAGUGGUCGUUUCAUCGCCUGUAUGGUCACCAUCAUCCUCCUGCUGUCCUGUGACUUCUGGACUGUCAAGAAUGUAUCUGGCAGACUGUUAGUGGGUCUUCGGUGGUGGAAUCAGGUGGAUGAAAAUGGAAACAGCCACUGGGUAUUUGAGUCAAAGAAGACACAAAGUGUAAACGCAACAUCCAGUGCGGAGUCCCGGAUCUUUUGGCUCGGACUCAUCGUGUGCCCCAUCUUCUGGCUCAUUUUUGUUUUCAGCACCAUCUUCUCUUUCAAGCUCAAAUGGCUGGCUGUAGUGAUGAUGGGCUUGGUUUUGCAAUGGGCCAACCUCUAUGGAUAUGUCAGGUGCAAGGUGGGCGGGAAGUCCAAUCUGGGAAACAUGGCAAAGAACUAUCUGAGUGCCCAGGUUUUUAAACAGGCAAUGACAAAAACAGAGGAACCUUGAAGUUGAUGGAGUUCAUUAUAUUUCAUAGAUUUUUUUUUGGGAGCAGGCGGCUCUUUUCUGAGGGGAUAUUGGUGUUUGAAAUUCAUUUACAUCUCUGGUUUAAUUGGUUUUGUGCGUGUUGAUUCCUGCUUAUUUCUUGUCAAAUGAUUAAAGAAGUAAUUUCAAAUUGUUCAAAUAAAUCAAUUUAAAUUCAGUGUAGUUGGAUUUUAGAAUAUAUUUCACCUUUUGGCAGUGACCAAGCACUUAUUGGUAAGUGGAGAGUGUCGCUGUAAAUACAGUUAUAGUGGUCGAUAAGCUUUAAUUUGUUUUCAAGGAGGGGGAUUCGGGUGAAAUACAGUGCCUUGAAUAAGGGAAGAAUUUCUCUAAAAUUGACAAAUCAAAUCUAUCUAGCUGACGUUUAAAGGACACUUUGCGACCUGCACUAAGCAUCUAUAUGUACUUUUAUAAUUAGGUAAUGGGAAAUCAUUUGUUGGGUGGAUACAUUUGGCCCCAUAAAUUGUAUGCCUACUUUACAAUCCUGGACUGUGGACUUUACAUUUUACACAAGUUCAUGAAUGUUGUUUGAAUCAAACUUCUUUUGGUUGAUGAAAAUGAUGUGUAUAGGUAAGGGAGAGGUGCUAAUUAAUCAGGCUUACGAUGUUGGAGAUCAGAUCUACAUGAAGGUCAUUUUUGGCCGGUUACCUCCAACUCUUUGGAAUUGUAUUCUAUGAAUAAAAAAGAAAACAGUGAAUUA